AAAAAAAAAAAAAAAAAAAUACAGCAUAACUUAAUCUCAUUGGAAUAAUGCAUAAUCUCAUAUUGUCUUUCUUUGCCCAUUUGCUUCAAAAUUCUGGCCCACAAUGUAAAUGAGUGUGAGGUGUUUCCUGGAGUCUGUACAAAUGGGCAGUGUGUCAAUACCUUGGGAUCGUUUGUUUGCCAGUGCCCCAAUGGAAUGACUUUAGAUGCUUCUGGACGAACAUGUCUUGACAUUCGCUUGGAGAGUUGCUACCUGCAACACGAAGAUGAGCAGUGCACCUCACAGAUCCCAGGUCGACACCGCAUGGAUGCUUGCUGCUGUUCAGUGGGGGCAGCCUGGGGCUUUGAGUGUGAGGAGUGUCCUCUGAAGGGAUCACCUGAGUUUGAAGCUCUUUGUCCAAGAGGAUCUGGGUUCUCUACGAAAAUAGAGAUAACUGGGAAACCUUUCUCUAAAGAUAUCAACGAAUGCAAAAUGGUCCCCAGUCUUUGUACCCAUGGAAAAUGCAGAAAUACCAUUGGCAGUUUUAAGUGUAGAUGUGACAGUGGAUUUGCCCUUGAUUCUGAGGAGAGGAAUUGCACAGAUAUUGAUGAAUGCCGCAUCUCUCCUGAUCUCUGUGGCCAAGGCAUCUGUGUCAAUACUCCUGGAGACUUUGAAUGUGAAUGUUUUGAAGGCUACGAAAGUGGAUUUAUGAUGAUGAAAAACUGCAUGGACAUCGAUGAGUGUCAACGCAAUCCCCUUCUCUGCCGAGGUGGCACCUGCAUCAACACUGAGGGAAGCUUUCGGUGUGAUUGUCCUCCAGGCCAUCAGAUAUCACCAAAUAUCUCUGCAUGUAUAGACAUUAAUGAAUGUGACCUAAGCACCAAUCUGUGCCGAAAUGGACGUUGUGUCAACCUGAUUGGAAAGUAUCAGUGUGCUUGCAACCCUGGGUAUCAGUCCACACCUGACAAGUUAUACUGUGUUGAUAUUGAUGAGUGCAGUAUAAUGAAUGGUGGCUGUGAGAACUUCUGUACAAACUCGGAGGGCAGUUACGAAUGUAGCUGUAAACAAGGUUUUGCACUCAUGCCAGACCACAGGACAUGCACUGAUAUCGAUGAGUGUGAAGACAAUCCUAACAUCUGUGAUGGAGGCCAGUGUACAAACAUCCCAGGAGAAUACAGGUGUCUUUGCUAUGAUGGAUUCAUGGCAUCUGAAGACAUGAAGACUUGCAUAGAUGUUAAUGAGUGUGAUUUGCAUCCAAACAUCUGUCUGAGUGGAACUUGUGAGAAUACAAAAGGCUCAUUUAUCUGUCACUGUGAUAUGGGAUAUUCAGGCAAGAAAGGCACAACUGGUUGCACAGAUAUCAAUGAGUGUGAAAUUGGAGCCCAUAACUGUGAUAGACAUGCCAUAUGUACAAACACAGCAGGAAGUUUCAAAUGUAGCUGCAGCCCUGGCUGGAUUGGAAAUGGUAUCAAGUGCACAGAUCUGGAUGAGUGCUCCAAUGGAACCCACAUGUGCAGCCCACAUGCUGACUGCAAGAAUACAAUGGGCUCUUACCGCUGCCUGUGUAAAGAAGGUUAUACUGGGGACGGCUUCACUUGUACAGACCUCGAUGAAUGCUCAGAAAACUUGAAUCUCUGCGAAAAUGGGCAGUGCCUCAAUGCCCCUGGAGGAUAUCGCUGUGAAUGUGAUAUGGGAUUUUUGCCAAGUCCAGAUGGGAAAGCAUGUGAAGAUAUUGAUGAGUGCUCACUUCCUAACAUCUGUGUCUACGGGACUUGUCAUAACCUGCCUGGACUUUUCCGAUGCGAGUGUGAAGUGGGCUACGAGUUGGACAGAAGUGGUGGUAACUGCACAGAUGUUAAUGAAUGUGCAGAUCCCACAACCUGCAUUAGUGGCACAUGUAUUAAUACAGCUGGUAGUUACACCUGUGAGUGCCCUCCUGAUUUUGAGCUGAAUCCCACCAGAGUUGGAUGUGUUGAUACACGAUCUGGCAACUGUUACCUGGACAUUAAAACUCGUGGAGAUAACGGUGGCACCUUCUGCAGCAAUGAGAUUGGAGUGGGUGUUUCCAAGGCCUCCUGUUGCUGCUCCCUGGGCAAAGCUUGGGGAGUUCCCUGUGAACACUGCCCACUUGUGAACACAACUGAAUAUAAGGUUCUUUGCCCUGGAGGGGAAGGAUUCCGACCAAACCCUAUUACAGUUAUAUUAGAAGAUAUUGAUGAAUGUCAAGAACUGCCGGGACUUUGCCAAGGAGGAAAAUGUAUUAAUACAUUUGGUAGCUUCCAGUGUCAGUGUCCAUCAGGGUACUACUUGAAUGAAGAGACUCGAGUGUGUGAUGAUGUGAAUGAGUGUGAUACACCUGGCAUUUGUGGACCUGGCACAUGUUACAAUACUGUUGGGAACUACACCUGCAUCUGUCCUCCUGAUUACAUGCAAGUCAAUGGAGGAAACAACUGCAUGGAUAUGAGAAGAAGUUUGUGUUACAGAAAUUACUAUGCUGACAAUCAAACCUGUGACGGUGAGCUGCUCUUUAAUAUGACCAAGAAAAUGUGCUGCUGUUCCUACAACAUUGGGCGUGCAUGGAAUAAGCCUUGUGAACAGUGUCCCAUCCCGAGCACUGAUGAAUUCUCCACACUCUGUGGAAGUCAAAGGCCUGGCUUCUUUAUUGACAUUUAUACAGGAUUACCAGUUGAUAUUGAUGAAUGCAGAGAGAUUCCUGGAGUGUGUGAAAACGGGAUCUGUAUAAAUAUGGUUGGCAGCUUCCGAUGCGAGUGCCCUGUGGGUUUCUUCUACAAUGACAAGCUUCUGAUCUGCGAAGAUAUUGAUGAAUGCCAAAAUGGACCAGUGUGUCAGCAAAAUGCAGAAUGUGUCAAUACAGCUGGUAGCUACCGCUGUGACUGUAAACCUGGCUACAGGUUCACAUCAACUGGCCGCUGCACUGAUCGGAAUGAAUGUCAAGAAAUUCCCAAUAUCUGCAGCCAUGGGCAGUGUAUUGACACUGUUGGAAGUUUCUACUGCAUUUGUCACAAUGGAUUCAAGACCAAUGAUGACAGAACAAUGUGUAUAGAUAUUAAUGAGUGUGAGAGAGAUGCCUGUGGCAACGGAACCUGCAGAAACACCAUUGGCUCCUUCAACUGCCGCUGCAAUUUGGGGUUCAUCCUCUCACACAACAAUGACUGCAUAGAUGUGGACGAGUGUGCAAGUGGAAAUGGAAUGCUCUGCAGGAACGGUCAGUGUGUGAACACGAUCGGGUCCUUCCAGUGUCUUUGCAAUGAUGGCUAUGAGGUUGCUCUGGAUGGAAGGACUUGUGUUGAUAUCAACGAAUGUGCACUGGAGCCUGGAAAAUGCUCACCAGGCACAUGUCAGAACUUGGAUGGGUCAUUCAGAUGUAUCUGUCCUCCUGGAUAUGUCCUGCAGAAUGACAAAUGUGAAGACAUUGAUGAGUGUGUGGAACAGCCAGAAAUUUGUGCCCUGGGCACGUGCAGCAACACUCCAGGCAGUUUCAAAUGUCUGUGUCCAGAAGGCUUUGUGUUGUCUUCCACAGGAAGGCGAUGCCAAGAUCUGAGAGUAAGUUACUGCUUUACCAAAUUUGAAGAUGGAAAAUGUUCUGUGCCAAAGUCCCGAAACCACUCCAAACAAGAGUGUUGCUGUGCCUUAAAGGGACAGGGAUGGGGAGAUCCCUGCGAACUCUGCCCAGAGGAAGCAGAUGAGGCAUUCCGACAGAUUUGUCCAUUUGGAAUUGGCAUCCUUGUUGGACCUGGUGAUGCAAGACUGGAUGUGGAUGAGUGUCUUGAUCCAGAUAACUGUAAAUUUGGGCAGUGUAUCAACACAGAUGGGUCCUUCCGCUGUGAGUGUCCAUAUGGUUACAUACUACAAGGAGCUCAAUGUGUGGAUACUGAUGAGUGUGCUGUUGGAAACCCAUGUGGCAAUGGAACUUGCAGGAAUGUGGUGGGAGGUUUUGAAUGCACCUGUGUUGAGGGAUUUGAGCCUGGACCAAUGAUGACCUGUGAAGAUGUCAACGAGUGCAUUCAGAACCCUCUGCUCUGCGCUUUCCGCUGCGUGAACACUUACGGAUCCUACGAAUGCAAGUGUCCCGGGGGGUAUGUUCUGCGAGAGGACCGGAGGAUGUGCAGAGAUCAGAAUGAGUGUGAAGAAGGAAUUCAUGACUGCGACUCAAAACAGAUGGAAUGCAAAAACCUAAUUGGCACCUACAUGUGUAUCUGUGGACCAGGUUAUCAGCGCAGACCAGACGGGGAGGGCUGUAUGGAUGAGAAUGAAUGUCAGACCAAACCUGGGAUCUGUGAGAAUGGCCGUUGUGUAAACACAGUGGGAAGUUACAGAUGUGAAUGCAACGAGGGGUUCACUGUCAGUGAUGCCCAGAACGAGUGCCUUGACAACAGGGAGGGCUACUGCUUCACUGAAGUCUUACAAAGUAUGUGUCAAAUCGGAUCAAGCAACAGGAACUCUGUCACCAAGUCUGAAUGCUGCUGUGAUGGUGGCCGAGGCUGGGGGCAAAAUUGUGAGGUCUGCCCCUUCCCAGGCACCGUGGCCUUCAAGAAGCUUUGCCCACAUGGCCGAGGAUACAUGUCUAAUGGAGCAGAUAUUGAUGAAUGCAAGGUUAUUCAUGACGUCUGCCGUAAUGGAGAAUGCAUCAAUGAGAGGGGAUCUUAUCGUUGUCAUUGUAACCUUGGCUAUACUACAGAUAUAACUGGCACUCUUUGCAUAGAUCUGAAUGAAUGUAAUGAGUCCCCAAAACCUUGCAAUUUCAUCUGCAAAAACACAGAGGGGAGCUUCCAGUGUUCAUGUCCUAAAGGGUACAUCCUGCAAGAAGAUGGGAGAAGCUGCAAAGAUCUUGAUGAAUGUGCAACAAAGCAGCACAACUGCCAGUUCCUUUGCGUCAACACUAUUGGGGGUUUCACUUGUAAAUGUCCUCCUGGAUUCACUCAGCACCAUACAGCCUGCAUUGAUAAUAAUGAGUGUGCUACUGAAAUCAAUUUAUGUGGGGCGAAGGGCAUUUGCCAGAAUACACCAGGAAGUUUUGUUUGUGAGUGUCAACGUGGCUUCUCACUCGAUCAAACUGGGCUUAGCUGUGAAGAUGUUGAUGAAUGUGAUGGAAACCACCGAUGUCAGCAUGGUUGCCAAAAUAUAAUUGGAGGAUACAGGUGUAGCUGCCCACAAGGAUAUCUCCAGCAUUACCAGUGGAACCAAUGUGUUGAUGAAAAUGAAUGUCUCAGUGCACACAUUUGUGGAGGAGCAUCUUGCCACAAUACUUUGGGAAGCUAUAAAUGUAUGUGCCCUACCGGAUUUCAGUAUGAACAGUUUAGUGGAGGUUGCCAAGAUAUCAAUGAAUGCGGUUCUGCACAAGCCCCAUGCAGUUAUGGUUGUUCAAAUACUGAAGGUGGCUAUGUCUGUGGAUGUCCACCUGGUUACUUCAGAAUAGGACAAGGACACUGUGUUUCUGGAGUGGGGCUAGGCAAAGGUCAAGGACAAGAACUUUCACUCAGUGGAGAAGUAGAUGACAACUCCCUUUCUCCAGAAGCUUGUUAUGAAUGUAAAAUCAAUGGCUAUCCCAAGAGAGGAAGGAAGCGCAGAAGCACUAAUGAAACUGCAAAUGAAGCAGAGGAUCAGCAAGAGCUGGAGCCACCGAUCAGUCUCGCCAGCUGGGAUAUUGAGAAAGCAGCAGUCUUCUCCAUCAACAUCUCGGAUCUCAGUAACAAAGAUCGCAUCCUGGAACUGCUUCCUGCCCUCACAACACUGACAAACCAUAACCGAUAUUUAAUUGACUCCGGAAAUGAAGACGGUUUCUUUAGAAUCAAUAAGAAGGACGGGAUAAGUUACCUUCAUUUCACAAAGAAGAAGCCAGUGCCUGGAAACUAUUCAUUACAAAUCAGUAGUAUUCCACUCUAUAAAAAGAAGGAACUUAACCAGCUUGAAGAGAAACAUGACAAAGACUACCUCAGUGGUGAGCUGGGAGACAACCUGAAAAUGAAAAUUCAGAUAUUGCUUCAUUAAUUCAUCAACCAAAGACCAAAUAAUUAAACCAAAGAUAGAUAGGUAGGACUGAAUAUUCCUCCCAAUCAGAUUCUCCAUAUCAUAGGUACAAUCUUACAUGAGUACAUUUGUAUGAACGAGCACUAUUAUAUUAUUACAUAAACAAGGUACAGGAUGAAUACCCUAGCUCAAAACAACCACUUUCUCAGGCUUUUAAGUGUAGCUGAGCUACCUUGAUAUGUUGAAUCUUGAAAACUGGGACUUUUAUCAUUGGAAGUUGGCCACUGAUGCUGAGACACGUCAUCAUUUCAGCAGAGGUACAAGAAUGUGCUUUCAACUGAUGGACAGCUCUAUUUUUGUAAUUCCUAAACUUUGCUUCUCCAACUACAACUUACUAGGUCAGCCAUUUAUGAUAUCCAUUUGGUGCUAGUAAAUUUUCAACCUAGAUUUAUAAAUGCACUGUAAUAUUUACACAACUUAGAAGCCAAAAUUGCCAUUAUUCAGUCUAAAUACUUCAAUCAACCAAAGUUAGCUCAGUAGUUUAUCUCAGUUAUGCCUAUAAUACAAUACAUGUAAAUUAAGUGUGUGUAUACUGUAAUCAUGCUAUUUUUAUCAAUGAAGCAUUUGUAAACUAGAUUAAUAAUACCCUUAAUGUGAGGGUUUGUAAUGGUGCUUAUAAGACCAACUACUUGUUAACUGUAUACACAAACCUGAUGAUAAAAUUUCUGUGACUUGCCAAAAUGCACUGAGGUCAGUAGGGACCAUUAAACAUUCUCAAAAGUCAGAUGACAAUCAGUGCCAUCCUACACCAUGACAUUAUGUAACGUGUCAAGAGUACCCACAGUCAUUCAUAUCAACAAGGGUUCAAUGUCAUAAAUGUCACAAUAAAACAGUUUUUUUUUUAGUUUAUUCUGUGGCCUUGUGUUCUUGCUAAAAGUGUGAUAAACUGCAUUCUUAUGUUUCAGGCAUUGUUGGUAGGGUCGGUUGUAUAUCUGUCUGUGUGCACAGGUGAUUUCUCCCUGAAGGUGUGCUGCUGCCAUUUGUUCAUUCUUCAUGCAAAGAAAGAACGGAAGAAAUACAGAAACCUUCUCAAAUCUGAACAGCAGCGGACCUCUGUCAAAUUACUGUGUGCCUCCAGAAAGCAAGUUAGAACAUUUCCAAUGACCUGACCUGAAUAAUCCUGCCAAUAUGUAACUUUGAUAGCCAAAACAUGCAGAAAUGGAUAUUAAAUCAUUAUACAGAAACCACACUUAAUUAAUUUGAAAAGUCUUGUUUGCUAAAACUGCCCUGACUUAAGAUACUUCAUUCUUCGACCCCCGCUUCAACAGCUAUUGUCAGAUAAUCUAAGACUGAUAACAAAGGGAUAAUCCAAUACCAAAAGCCAUCACAAGAUGUAGCUGGGUUUUAAUAUCAAAUUAAUUACUCGAUGAUGCGGGUGUUCUUGUAUACCCAAGUGCCGUGGUGUAUGUUUUAGCAGCAGCAGAACUUUGUACUGAGGUGUGAUGCUAUAAAAUCUGGAAGAAAAAAAUGAAUCAAGUGGUGUCACAGAAACUGCUGAUUAGACAGCACCGUAGUUGAUAGAGGGAACGUAUAUUGAGCUAUAAUAGCUUUGGAAGGGAAAUGUACUGUAAUAAUUCACUCCAAAUUGUAUUAUUUUCUGUAAUUAGAUGUCAGCUCUCUUUGAUUUCUUCUGCAUAACAGAUAUAACUAUAUAAAAAGGAGCUUGUGCACAGGGUUACUUGGAUAUUUUUAAUAGACCGUGUCUGGAUUUUAUUUAUUAGUGUGCCAAAAUGUUGAACGGUGUAUUUUUUCCACGUGUUGCGUAACUAUGGCGAAAUAUAAUCAGAGCUUUACAGUUGUAAAUGGCACUCUUAUUUCAGCAGGUUGGGAGUGAUUUUUAGUGCCAGUGGCAAUGUGCAAGAUCGUAUGGUUUCUAGCUAAGUGUACAGUUUGAGUAUUUUUUUUUUUUUUUCUCCAGCCCUUAAAGACUGAGAGAAACUGAGAAGAAUGAUUUCAGAAAGACCUGUCAGGACUCUGUCCAGUGGAGUUGGUUUAGCAUUUAAGCUGCUGUAUAACACCUUGAUUGUUUUCCAGCAGCCCCAGUGUUGCCUGCACAGUUCUGCAAGUCAUCUUUGUUAUGCUGCAGAAAACAAGAAAAUUUGACAGCAUCUCUUUUAGCAAUUUAAAAAUGGAAAGCCCAGUUUUGCUGUACUGAUCUGCACAUAAAAAUCCAUUUUCUUGUGCAAUUGUUCAUCUGUCUCUUUGCAGCAGUGCCUGUUAACUGGUAUGUCAUUUUUGCCUGUCAGUCUUAGUUGCUGUGUGCAUACAAUUAUUUGCCUUAGUUUGAAUUUUUGCAGUUUCCUUAGAUUCUCAGUGAAGCACAAAGGUUGCAUAAUAAAAUUGCACGAGACCUGCAAUUAAAAAGUGGUUUGUAACCUACAGUCUGAUUUAAAAUAAUUUCCUCUAUUUGAUUUGACGGUGAGAUCCCAGAAUGACUCUAAGCACUAGACAGAGUGAAGUAGAGGUCUUUCUGAAUGUGUAUCCUUUUGAAAUUAAAUGGUAUUUUUCAAAUUCAAGGAAAUGGCAAAAUCUUUUAAUUAUUUGAAAUAACAGCGUGGCAUCCCUACAUUGCGAUUGUGCGUAUGACUCGGCAUAGAUAAUAAAUAUA
Molecule: messenger RNA, 8635 nt
Organism: Athene cunicularia (burrowing owl)
Lineage: Eukaryota; Metazoa; Chordata; Aves; Strigiformes; Strigidae
Product: fibrillin-1
Exons: 44
Coding region: 196-5988 (1930 amino acids)
Molecular function (GO): calcium ion binding
Source: RefSeq, a predicted model, not a curated record